GUAUACUCUAUAAAAGGGACGAGGUCCCCUCAUUGUAAAGGAUCCGAUUUUUUAGUGAAUAUACUCCUACUUUGCAUUCUCUCUCUCUAAACUUUACAAAAUUUGCUUAGUCAAGAUAUUCAGUGGUUUAUCACCAUCAAAUUGGUGCUCUCGUUGAGAGAAGAGAAACAUACUCGUAGGUUUACUCCCGAGAACGAGAAUGGUGCAAACAAGGAGCUACGUCCCCAUCACUAGCCACGUCGCCGGCGAGGAGAAUGGUUCGGGCAACGGUAAUGGCACUGGAGGGAUUACCUCAGCCCCCGACGCGGUCCAGGCGCUGUUCAGUAAGGGGUUGACCGUGGAGCAGCUCCAGGCUGCCGUAGCGGCCCUCUCUGCCAUUGGCGAGAGUGGACCCGGCACCGAAACUACCCAGGCCCCGCGAGGACCUAAUACCGAACACGCUUCCACUUCCCAUCAUAAGGGGAAGAAGACCCGAAGGAGCCGGAGGAGGCCUGACAAGGCUCCAGUGAUCAAGGAGGUGCUGGUCGAGGACAUUCUAGAAGGGGAGGAUGACGAAUCCAGCGAGUGUCAAGUAUCGGCCUUCAAGCGCCUGGGAGGUGAAGAGACUCGCGUGUCGGCUUUCAACAGGCUCAAGCGGGGACAAGAAGCACCGAACGAGGUCAAGUAUCGCUGUUUGCUCGUAACGUUGGAGGGCUCCGCGUGCAAUUGGUUCAACCGAAUCUCGAAGGGGACCAUUGAUGAUUGGGACACGCUUAUGGAAAAGUUUCUAACGCACUACGCGGCCAACAAGAGGCAAAGGCUACCAUACUCCCACCUCCUCAACAUAUGCAUCCGCAAGGGAGAGAAGGUCCGAGAUUUCAUAGUUCGCAAGCCGGCCCGGUCCGGCCCGUCUCUACCAGAUCUUCUCCCCGCGCGGAUUACUUUCCGGUCGUCGUCUCCGGCUUCGAUGACUUCUUCUCUCGCAUUCCGAAACGAGUGGAACUCAGGCUUGGAGUUCUUUAAUUGGGUCAAAUCUCAGCAGGGGUUCCAAAGCAGUAUUUCCUUCUCCCAUUCGGUUGGUGCAUCUUUGUGUCAGUAUAAACAUGUGAUUGAAGCUCGAGAAAUGUGUUUUGGGAAUGGGGAAGACAAUAAGGGCUUCCUGUGGCAGGACACUGAAAAGCCAAUGCAAGAGAGAUACUGGAGAUGCUUGAGAGGAUGGCUGAAAAAGGAGUUAAACCCAGGUUGGAUACAUGUGUGAUGCUAGAGGUUUUGGAGAAUAAGGACGAGUGGCACGU
Molecule: messenger RNA, 1274 nt
Organism: Cuscuta campestris
Lineage: Eukaryota; Viridiplantae; Streptophyta; Magnoliopsida; Solanales; Convolvulaceae
Source: the annotation of a GenBank genome assembly